UGGCGGUUAAUGUAUAAAUUACAUGCUUGAGUGUCAACAAAAACUAUAGUACAAUGUUACUUUUACGUUAUUCUUGUAAUAUAACAGUUGGUUUUACUGGACCAUGAUUUAUUCAACUGAUACAUCCAUGUGAGAACUAACCAAAAUGGCUGAGAGUCAGCCGGAUGAGGCAUGCACGUACCGUGAAAGCUGUCGACGUAACGGAUGGACACUUCCUCUACAUGGGUUUCAAAUCAUUGCGUGGGUCGUCGUCAUCUUCUUCCUACUCAUUUACUUCACAAUGAUUGUUCCUACACUUCCACUAGAAUGGCAGCCAGCUGGCUACAUUAUAAACGGCUUGGUGAGUGCUGUGCUCCUGGUGUGUCUCGUUGUUGCCACGACUAUCAACCCAGCGGACGAGGCUGUGCUGAAGAAACGUUUCCAGCAGACAUUGGCCUUCUUUGAUCGCAGUAAACACCGGCACGUAAUUGAGGAUGAGCACUGCUUUCUGUGUGAAGUGAAUGUUGGUGUGAAGUCAAAGCAUUGCAGUGUAUGCAACAAGUGUGUUUCAGACUUUGACCAUCAUUGCAAGUGGCUCAACAAUUGCGUGGGCGGACGGAAUUACCGGUGGUUCAUCAUGACUCUGGUUAGUUCAUGUGUUGCUGUGUUGAUCAUUCUGUGUAUGUCAUUAGCCCAGUUCAUCGGUUACUUCACUGAUAGAAACAGUGGUAACAUCCUCAAACCAUUCAGAGAUAAUAUUAAUAGGAAAACUGCUGGGAACGAAUCCAGCGUUGCUGUGUUUUCUUUUAUUUACAUCCCCGUGCCAGACUGGGUGUGGCUGACAGUUCUGGCGAUCACGAUGUUUUUGGUCAUCAUCUGCCUCGGCUUGUUGGUUCACCUCCUCGCUUUCCAUUUCUACCUCACUUAUAAAAAGAUGAGUACGUAUGACUACGUUUUACAGCAGCGAGAAGUCCCAGAGAAGGAUCCGAAAUGCAAGGAUGUAAAGAAGACAUGGUCUAGCAAAUUCAGAUUGAAUCGUGUCGAUCCUUCAAAGGCAAAAGGUUUAUCGGAUGCAGAAAAUAGUUCAGUACAUCCUAACAACCCCGAAAAGAAAAACGGUGACAUUAGUAAAAGUAAAGAGGCGGUCAAAGGAGAAACUCCACCUCCAACUGCAAGUCCGAUUCUACUAAAAAAAAUGAAUCCUGUGGCUUUAUCAGAUGCAGAAAAUGGUUCGUUACAGUAUAAGAUUACCAAAACGAAAAGCAGUGACAUGAAAACACUUGAGGAGGUGAGCAAAGGAGAAACCCCAAUCUCAUUUGCGGGUCCGAUUCUACACAACAUAAACAUGAAUGCUAAUCCAUUUUAUUCCACCUCUUCUGGAAGAAGAAAAAGAAAAACUAAAUCUCACCAUAAAUCUAAUAUAGAUAAUGGUAUUGUGCAUGGUACAAAUGUUGAGAAGAAUGCAUCCACCGCCAGUUCACAUCACUCGGACUACCACUCCGACUCUGCGGAAUCCCUUGUCGAGGUGAAUCCAAGCAAACCAACAGACGUCUGUUCCACAGAUAGCGCUGUGGUAAUGGGGAACCAGUAUUCGUCGCAAGCCAGUGCCAUGUCGAGCGUGGGCAAACACGUGAAGAAAAAGAAGAAGUCCCGAGGCAAGAGUCACGACGUGGACAACGCAUUAAACGAAACGACGAUCUUCACCGUAAACGAUGAGGCCAAGUUGAACUUGGAUGGAUCUCUAGAUUAUACAGACGGCUUCAGAACCUUGCCGCUGACCCCGGUGUUGCUACGGAAACAAGCCAGUGAAGUUCCUCCUCUUGAUUUCGGGGGACUCCGGUCAAGCACAGAGAGCUCCAGUACAUACAGGCCCUACACCGGGACGGUCCGGUCAACAGAUACCGUUUUGUAUUCGGGCGAACAGCCACUACAAAGCUUGAAGUCUGUUCCCGAGUUUCAGUUGGAUACUGAGGUUUAGAUCUUUAAAACUGAACUUUAAAUAUGAUACAUAAAUUUCAGUGUUUACCGAUACUGAACUGUAAAUACAAACAGAUGCCUAAAUUCAGGUGUAUAGUGAUAAUGAACUGUACUUAGAAACUGGUACUUAAGUUUAGAUAAGCUUGCCCAAAUUUCAUAGUUCUGUUGUCUCUAAAUUUAUAAUUAUGUUGUAUCUCAAAACUUAUAAUUAUGAUGUAUUUUUUGCCAUUGUUAGAAACAAAUUACUUGGAAUUCGUUGCAUUGAUUAGAUGGUGAGAAGUAUAUUGUUUCAGCCCUUGUAGUCAAGAUUUUAACUAUUCCAGACAUUUCCAGUGUCAAAUUCCUGUUAACUCCACUUUUUAAAAACUUUUUUUAAACUUUUUUUUUCUUCUUUUUUUGGUGGGGGUAUUCCAAUCUGCCCUAGAUGAUAACCUCUAUAAUGCUGCAUUCAUUAAAAGUCAACAAUAUCAUAUUUCCUAAUUCACAAGUUGUGAAGAGAGUUUUCGUUUGACCUGAGAACACAACUUGUGAACUGUAGUAGGAUUUUCUGUCUCAAACUUCACAAAUGGCGAAACAAACACAAAUUGGAGAUUGGACUGACAAUGCAGAUUGUCUAUAAAUCGCGUGAACACUCUCCACUUGGCUGAAGUCCCAUUCACAAUUUAGAACUUGAGAAUUCACGUUAUUCACAAGCACCAAAUGAAUGCAGCAAAAGCCUUUAAGUAUUAUAAGACUUCAGCUGUUAUUGGUGUCCAUUUCUCUCAUAUUUGAGAAUUAAUACAGUUAUAAUGCAUGUUCUCUAACAUUUCAGUAAUUACACUGUUAUAGUGCAAGGUUCUGCCUAUCAGUCUUCAUGUCUGUGUCCAAAACAAAUUAAUUUUGUUGGUUUUUUCCCCUUGAAUAUGUUUGGGUAGUAACCACUUCAGACCAUAUUGAAAAGUUAUGUCCCUUUGCACAGAUUUGUAUGUCAGAAUUAUAAGAUGGUUUUGUUUGUUUUUUGUAAUUUUAGAUACGACUCACUGUGAGCUUGUUUGGACUUUAUACCUUAAAAUUGGACUUUAAUUGUAAUUAAUAUAAUAUUCUAGAAUUAUGCUCUAAUUUUGAUAUCUGCGUUAAUUUCAGAAAAUGAUGAUGGUGUGUCUAGAUUCCAAAGGUCCUAACACUAACCCUAUCCCUGCCCCGACCUUGACAACAGGACAUUUGUAAUGAAAUGAUGUAACAUGCAUCAUAUGAGGUACAUUGCUAAUGACGUUUUCGAGUAGCAGGCAUUCAGAAUUGCUGGACGUGCCCAAGUUGCCGACUCCUACACAGUACUACAGUUAGACUGUCGCUAGACUAGACCUCCAGGCAAAAUGGUGUCAAGCUCACACUUUUUUUAUCUGCCAACUCUGCAUAGCAAAAGCUAGUAAUACAUUUGUCUUGCUUGUUUGGAGAAACAAUCGUAGUAGCUAAAUUCUGUCUGGCUUUAGAUCAGGUUUUUUUCCCCAAUAAGUUCUGGUCUGAUUACGGUAUUGGUCAACUAGCAGUAAUAAGAUUUUUGUUACACUAAUAACUCUGGUAAGUCAUCAAGCCAUGGUUUAAUCUUUUUUUAUUAUAAUUAAAAAAAAAAAAUGUUUGUGUGUGGGGUGGGGGAAUCAACUUUGUCACUGGAGGCAUCAAGUUGUGGCUUUGUGAUGGUGAAGACUCCAGUGAAUUAUUUGGUUUUGACAGUAGUAAAACCAGUUAUCAGCAGUCCACUUUUCAAUCACUUGUUAAACAAAUAACAUGGCCAUAAUGUAAUUACUUUAAGAAAAAAGAAGAAAAAUAUGUUAUUUCUAUUUUGACCAAAAAAUUUAUUGCUAGGUUUUGCCAUUGAAUGAUGGAUCAUUGCUGAUAGCCAGAACCUUAGCUUAUGCAUAGUAGUUUACUGAUCAGUAUUCCCUUGGGAUAACAGUAUUUCUUGAGGAUAAUCCUACUAGAAUAAAUAAAUACUGAAGACUACAUAAACUAUAUGUAACUAACGGUUGUAUGGACCAGGUUGUUCUAAUUAUACUGUUGGUUUUGCAGCUGUAUACAAUGAAAUCAAUCAUUCCAUGUUUAAUAUGAACAGUAUUUGGUGCAUGUUGACCAUCCAUUCCUGCAUUGCUCAUAUUGAUGCAACCAAUAACAAUCAACUGUCAUUUUGUAAUCUGUUGUAAAGUGUCUUGCUGUUUGUGUAUUGGAAUGUACAUUGAGAGUAUUUGUCAGUCAUUGUUGCCCAUCUUUACAAAGUAUGCAAGAAGGCAUAAUAUGGUGUUAUUGUUAACUGUACUAUUUAUUAGUCCCAUCAGUACAAAUGGAUGGAACUAUAGGUUUCAUAACCGUCCUUGUGCAGAUGUAGCUCUGUGUGAUUUUAAAAAAUAAAAUUCACUAAUUGUUCGUAAAAUUUUGCAAGUGUCAGAACUACAUCUGUAGCCCUGCGUCUGUCCCACAUAUCGUUUUCUGGACAUAUUUUUCACAAUGCCUCAAGAUAUUGAGCUGACAUUUUGUGUAUGGCUUUAUCAUGUACUGUUACAGAUCAAGUUUAUCUUUCGUGGCAAUUUACCCAUUUAUGAAAGAGUUAUGGCCUUUAAAAUUAGGAGAUACGGACAUUUGAUUUCUAGAUUCUGUUUUUUUGUUUUGUUUUUAUGCAUCUGUAAUUUUUGGGAUGCGGUAGGGGACAUGUAUUGCUUUAGCAGUAUUCUCAAAAUUAAUGUUAUUCUUAUAAUGAAGCAAACUUGUAUGAUUGAUUUUAAUGACAACUGUCUAUAUAGCGUGUUUGUUACAAUUUCUGCCCCAGGAGAUAUAUGCAUUUUUCAAAAUAAAGAGUACACCGAAGACCUAUGAUCUACCCACUACAUGUACUCGUCAUUCCUGUUGGAAAUCAUUUUGAAGGAGGCGGGUACGUACCUAUAAAUAGUGAUUGAAUUUUGUGAAUUCACUUUAAUCUCAAGUUGAUGAUCACUACGUAUUGCUGUCAGGGUCGUUAGAGAAACCUACUCUAGGACCCUAGCUGGUUUAAAUAGCCUUAUAAAAAAUAUAAUUUGCAAGUUAGUGACCAUUCCUUUUCAUUCUGUGUCAGUAGUCAUAGUUUCAAUUAAUAAAAGUGUUAGUAUUUUGCAAGUAUACAGGUACAUUGUUAAUAGUCAACCUAUGGAUGCAAACUGUUUGAAUUCAUGGUACAUUUUUGGUUUUUAUUUUUGAGGUGAAAACACGAUCAUAGACCUGCAAACCUAUCGAGAGUGAGGGAUGUAUGUCAGUUUAGUUCCUCUUGUCGGAACAAUCCUUAAAGGUUUUAAUGCUUAAAUUGUGCUCUUUGUUUAAAAUUUUGGAUUGGGCAGGCCUGUAGGAAUAUGAUGCCUGGAGGGGGAGGACACAAUAUCUAGUGGGUGGGUUGGAGAGACACAAGCUAGAUUUAGAAUAUGAUGCCUGGAGGGGGACGGCACACUAUCUUGUGGGUGGGUUGGAGAAACACAAGCUAGAUUUGGAAUAUGAUGCCUGGAGGGGGAGGACACAAUAUCUAGUGGGUGGGUUGGAGAGAGACGAGCUAGAUUUGGCUUUAUUAAUAUGGAGUAGGACAAAUUUUUUUUACAUUUUAGAUCAUCUUGGUGGUGGGGGGCUAUAGGUAGGACACUGUGACUGAGAAUGUCACUUGAGGACAAAAAUGUAAAAAAAAAUUCCGCUACUCCUACGGGUUUGUUGGGUCAAGCUUUAGUCCUAAAGUGGACAAGUAAUAAUGUAUAUGAUCGUGGGAAAUGUGAUCUCCCACCGUCAUGAUAUAAUGGUUGUAUUUGUGUUUGUUUAAAGUUCAUUUAUUUAUUAGAAACAGUCUGUGAUAAUGUGUCCAAGCCAUUGUACUUUUUCUACUGUGAUACUAUAGUGUAUUAUUUAAAAAGAAUGUUUUCCUUUGUUUUUUUAAUAGCAGUGGUAUAUUGAGUUAAUUUAUUUAAUACAGAACUAAGAAUGUGUCCUGUACAUGAGUGUAGUAGUUUGUUAAUUUGUGAUGUAGUGUUUCGUCUUUUAUAUACAGUUUGCUUGUGUUUUAGUGUGUGGGGUUUUAUUUAGGUAAGAGUGUACAUGUAUGUGAGCAUUUUGGUGCAAGUUUUGUUUUUUGUUUUUUUUUGGUCAGAAUGCAAAGCAAGCUGGAUUUGUUUUUAACCAACAUGUAAGAUAAAUGGUACCCAACAGACACUAGAUUCAAUUUGUUACAUAUCCUCAAAAGUGCAGACGCAAAAAGUUACUGACUGCAGUUGCAGUUAACUUGUGCAUCACAGAGCAGUCAGUUUCGGGUUAACUUACACAUCACAGAGCAAUCCAUUUCAGUCGUGCUUGUUUCAUUAGAUGGUAUGGCUAUGGCAUCAGGAUCAUUGCUGUGGAGUAGCCAGUCAUAUGUCUGUAAAUCGAUGUCAGGGUUAUAUUGGAGAUCACCAUAUGAUACCAAAAUUUAUUUUACAGUAUUCUAUCCAGCAGGUAAUAAAAUUAACCAACUUGAUGUGGACCAUUGUUAACUUAACAUUUAUAUAUAUCCGUAUUCUUUAUAUUAAUGUAAUGCAUGUGCCAAAAGAUUAUAAAAUAAAUAAGAAUUGACUUGGAAGCUGGUAAUUGUAAAUUCAUGGUAAAAAAUAAGAUUUUCAUUGGAGAUUUUUAACAAACUUGCACAAUUCCCCUAUAGUAGGGUUCAAAUUUUAUCACGGCAACGAUGGCAAAUGUCAUGAUUACCCUUCUUAUUUGCUGUUAUGCCCCGAAAAUCAGACGUUGCUGAUGGCAAAAACAAAUACUGCGGUGCCCUAACUGGUUUGCCACCGAGCCCUUCCCAUACAUUGCAUGUUGUGUAUGUAAGGAGUAGUAAAAUCACCAUUGGUAAUAUGGUAAGAGGCAUCCAUCCAUGUCCAACAAAUUACAUAGGCUAGAGCCUAGUGGUGGGAAUCUGUUGGAAUCUCAUCAUCUGUUAUAAUUGGUGUGCAUCAACCGGUCAACUUUUCAUUACUCUGUCAGAAUUAUAUGAACGUAACAAGGAUUUGAAUUAUAAGGAUCAAGAACCUAUUGUCGUGUUUUAACUUACAAAUGGCUAAUUUUACCUUAAAUAAUAACUAUUGAAUACAUGAGUUUUUUUAAAUAUAUUUUAUGGUACAUGUAAACAACCCCAGCCCCAGCAUAUUUACAUCAAUUCUGUCUUCUAAAACCGCAGGGACAGUUUAACAUUUGCCACAUAAUUGAUUAUGGUACUGUCUAAUUGGUCAGCACAUGGUGGAGAAACAGAUCAGUUUUCAGUAUUAGUCACUACCAGAGCCCAAGGCAACAGGUUAGUGUUAGAACAUUUCAUAGAAAACCAGUUGCCAUCGUGCCCCUCUUUUGCCCUUGUAACUUGCCUUGGUGGCCUGAUUUCUAUUAUUAAACCAAAGGCAAUACUUGCUGUGUCCCCCAAAACAUUUGACUUCUGUUGUGACAGUGACUUGAACAAUAGGCAUUCAACUCUCUUUCUUCUUUUUAUUUAUUUUUUAUUUCAUAGUAUUUGUGUUAUUGUUGGAUUUAUUUUCCAUUCUGCAUUUGUAUUAUGGUUUACUGAACAUUUCACUGCAUACUUUUUGAAUGAAGAGUAUGGGAUCAUAUUAUUGUCAGAUUUUUACACGUUUCUUUGAACAUUUCUCCAUAAUAUUUCGUAAUGUCCAUGUGUCCAUCUUUCCAUUAGUGAAAUAAAGCACUUAAUUUUAUUUUAAGGGUAGACAUAACAUAUUUUAGACUAGCAUACAGUACUGAUAAAUGGAAUGCUGUGUAAAUGUUACACAUGGAAUAUUAUAUAUUGUUUAUUUCUCCUUGUUUACAUGUCGUCUGCACUUGUUUUUAUUAUUUUAUUUCUAUUUCAAGAGACUUAAAAGUAAUUGAUCCGUCCAUAGAUUCAGUUGUUACCGUUUUAUUAUAUUUUAAUUGUGUUUUUAGUACUUAUUUUAGCUUUUAAAAAUGAACUUAACUUAAUAAUAUUUAUGUUGUUAUAUUUUAUGACAUUGUGAUAUUUUAUGACACUAUGUUUGGAAUGACAUUAGUUUGAAAAAUAAAUAAUGAGCGAUUGUA
Gigantopelta aegis is the source of this 8022-nucleotide messenger RNA. Its product is annotated as palmitoyltransferase ZDHHC1-like. Gene Ontology annotation, molecular function: protein-cysteine S-palmitoyltransferase activity. The transcript is spliced from 14 exons. Bases 146 to 1957 code for a protein of 603 amino acids. Gene Ontology annotation, cellular component: Golgi apparatus; endoplasmic reticulum. NCBI's taxonomy places the organism in Eukaryota, Metazoa, Mollusca, Gastropoda, Neomphalida, Peltospiridae. The record is from RefSeq and is a predicted model, not a curated record. Gene Ontology annotation, biological process: protein targeting to membrane; peptidyl-L-cysteine S-palmitoylation.